AUGGAAGCAAAACCUUCUUUAUCUAUUCAAAGAUCAGGUGCAAGACAACUUAGUAACUUUGGGGUUUCUGGGACUAUGUCUUCUUCUUUUCCUGUUCUGCCAACCCCUCUGGGAGAAAGAUAUCCUAAACUACCAGUUUCCAAGCAGGAUUCCAGGGAGAGGGAACUCGUGCAACAUUCUCCAGCUAUCAUUUCGCAAAUGUCUUCCAACAAUGGGGUAGUUGGCCAUCUAUUUUCUUCGUCCUCGGGAUAUUCUACCGAUCUUUUUUUUUCAUCUAACCCGGAACAAAAGAACCAUCCAAGACAAUCUCAUCUCAUAUCUCACUCAACUAACAGUGAGACAUCACUUAUGUUGCCUCAUUCUGUUGAUUCUGAAGCCCCUCGAUCCACAGCAUCAAGUCACUGUGACAAGGAAGAUAACAACCCCUCUUGGUGUACAGAUUCACUGCCUGAUUUUCUUGAUUAUCCUUUAAGUACCUCUAUCCAGAAUAAUCAACUAGAAAGGAGUCACUGCAGCGGCACUGCCAUUCCAUCUGAGGAACUUACUAAACAUGAUGAUUGGCAGGAAUGGGCUAACCAGCUUCUCACUGAUGAUGGUGCUUUGACUUCUGACUGGAAUGAGCUUCUUGCUGAUGCAAGUAUUGCAGAUCCAGAACCAAAGCUACAUCAUCAUAUGUCCAACCUGUCGACAAAUUUCUCAAUACAGCAGCCCAAUGAACAGAUCCCAGCUACACCUGGAGAAACUUGCACCGCUGUUGCUCAAUCAUCUUCUGCUAAUUGUGCUCAAACCAAGCAACGAAUGCGUUGGACUCCAGAACUUCAUGAAGCCUUUGUGGAGGCAGUCAACAAGCUUGGUGGAAGUGAAAGAGCCACUCCUAAGGGUGUCCUGAAGCUAAUGAAAGUUGAAGGUUUGACCAUCUAUCACGUAAAAAGCCACCUACAGAAAUACCGAACAGCUAGAUACAAACCAGAGACAACAGAAGAAUCUUCAGAAAUAAAACAGACCUCUAUUGAAGAUCUGUCAUCUCUAGACAUGAAAACGGGCAUUGAGAUCACUGAAGCAUUGAGAAUGCAAAUGGAAGUCCAAAAGCGGCUUCAUGAGCAGCUUGAGAUUCAAAGAAAUCUGCAGCUUCGAAUAGAAGAACAAGGGCGUCACCUUCAGAUGAUGUUUGAGAAGCAGUGCAAGUCGGGCAUGGACUUGCUCAAAGGGAGUUCAUCUGCGACUGAGAACCCCUUAAAAGAGUUCAUGGAUUCAGUAGGAAAUGCUCCCUUCAAAGAUGAUUCAGGAGUACCAGUCGACGACAGUGGCGAAACAGACGGAAAAUCAUCUAAUGAACCAGCAGAGGAAAAUUCACGGGAUGUGGGAGAGAAACAUAAAGCUCACGAGUCUGAAGUUGUUGGAAAUUGUGAAGCAAAUGUAGCUGGCAUGUCCAAAUUGUCACCAUCCAAGCGUGCUAAAGUGCACGGUUAG
Fraxinus pennsylvanica is the source of this 1470-nucleotide messenger RNA. The record is from the annotation of a GenBank genome assembly. NCBI's taxonomy places the organism in Eukaryota, Viridiplantae, Streptophyta, Magnoliopsida, Lamiales, Oleaceae.